GGGACAGUCGUGCACCACCAGCUUGACGUUCCCGAACGCACUGGCCUGGUACUCGGUGAACACCGGGCGCGCGACCGUGCUGGCCGCGUUCAGCAACAAGCUGCUCUCGUCCCCCGAAACCAGCGGGCUUCUCCCCAGUCUAAAGUUGACAAGUCAUUUGAGGAAGCAGCAACUUGUGGUACCAUGUUGAGUAGGGUGUUGCCUCCGCAGUCACUGGCCUGCUCAGGCAACAGACUGUCCUGAACUCCUUGAGAGCAUUGCAGCUGCACAGCUACUGCUUCACGUGAAGAUGCUGAGAGACCUAAAGGCCAUUGCUCUGGAGCUGUCAACCACCAUGGGUAGCAGGAACUCUAAACACGGCGGUCUCAUUGUGCCAAUAACAUUAUAUUCUUCAAGCUGGAGAGAUUGCUCAAUGGUUAAGAGCACUGGCUGCUCUUCCAGGGGUCCUGAGUUCAGUUUCCAGCAACCACACGGUGGCUCGCAACCAUCUAUAAUGGGAUCUGAUGCCCUCUUCUGCCAUAAAGAAAAAAGAUCCAGUGCAGAGAACAUCCAAAGUCAGAAUGGCUCUCGCUUUAGCCCAGAUCAACCGGGGAACACUAAUUCAAGGACUAACCAGCAUAUCCAGCUCUUCCAAGUCAGUGGCCAAACUCCUGCAGCCCCAGCUGGCAUGUAGACUCUUGGAGCUGAGGCACAUGUCUCACCGGCUGCUGAGAGAGAUGAAUGCACCAAACCAACCCCUGUACAGCACGCAGGUCAGAAAGGGUUCUUUGUUUGAAAUAAUUUCUUUUCCAGCAAAAACUGCUUUAACCAGCAUAAUGUAUGCUUCCUACGCAGCACUAAUUUAUUUGGCAGUCUGUGUUAAUGCCGUGCUGGCAAAGACAAAGAACAUUUUCCAAGAAGAAGAAUCCCUAAGGCAAAACAGAGAGAGUGAGAACUUUAGGAAAGCCUUUUCUGAGCCUGCGCUUCCACAGCCCAUGUUCUCAGAAGGUGAAAUCACAGCGAAACCUUACAGAUCACUGCCGGAGAAGACGGACCACCUUGCGAUUCUCGCCAAACCUCCUGCCAACAAGCAGAGUAACAAGAUCCAGGUUUUACACUCUGUGUUUGACCAAUCAGCUGAACUGAAUGAAUGAGAGAUCCAGAGAUAAAUACCACUCCAGAGAGCUUAGCAGUCAUCUAUCCAUGGGAACAUCUCAUCAGACAAAACCAGAAGACUAGUUUUCAUAUGCUGAAUGCUCUUUUUAAAGGGGCAGAGCAGGGAAAAUGAUGACAUCAUUCUCUUGUAUUUACAUGGCAUAGAGAAUAAAAGGAAACGAUGUAGAAGAUAUGUCUGACUACCCAGAAUUUUUUUUUUACAUAUUUUACAUAGUAAAUGUGCAGGUACCUACACAGGCCAGAAGAGAGUGUCAAAUCUCCAGGAGCCACCUGACAAGGAUGCUGGAAACCAAACACAGGUCCUCUAGAAGAACAGAACAUGCCCGUAACCACUGAGCAUCUUCCCUGCCCUGACUAUACAAUAUUUUUAAUGAAUAAGAGAAUUCAUAUUGUGUUGGGCUAGAGUUUACACUGCUUAUAAUAUUGAUGUAUUCCUAAUUCAUUUAUAUUUUUAAUUAUGAAUUAUUCUAAAUGCUUAUUUGGAAAGGAAAAUUUCAUAACUAAAAGUUAUGCAUUUUGAGGCUGAAGAGAUGGCUCUGUUAAGAGCACUUGCUGCUCUAACAGAGAGGCCAGCUUUGGUUCUAAGCACCCACAACUGUUUGCAACUGCAGCCCCUGGGGAUCUAAUGCCCUGUUCUGGCUUCUGCAUACCAGAUGAAGUGUGGUGUGCAUUCAUACAGGCAGACAAAAACUUUAUUUAAAAAAUGCUACACUUUCAGAGAUAGUAAAAACUGUAUUUCUUUAUAUUUACAGGCAGAGUAGCCAAGUCUCCCUACUGAUUUUUUGUCACUUGUAAAGUUAUGAAGGACUUGAAAUUCAGAUGCCAUAAAUUUAUUAAAAAAAUUGCUUAUCUGAUGAGACAGAAUAAUAAGGUGAGUUUGUUAUCUAUUAAUGGAGUUUGGUCAUAUCCCCAUUCCGGCUAUGAAUUCCUGGGUCAAAUGAUUGUCCUGCCUCAGCCUCCUGAGAUGCCAGGAGUAUAGGAUCAUAGCACUGAACCUGGCAAAGUGAUCACUUUUAUUUCCACAUUUAAAGAUAGAAAUUUAGAACAAGAAUCCAUAUUGUCCGUUACUGCCCUUGGCUCCUGACAGAAAUGUUGCUAUCCUUGGUCCUCUAAACCAAGUCCUAGAUUUGCUGAAUGGAGCAACUUCAGUUGCUUUCAAGCACUUUAUAUUCUAAGAUAUGAUAAGAUUUGUGACUAUCCAAGAAAUAACAGGCUGGUAUGAACUCUGCCCAGAGAUGGCGCAUUUUCUGAACCCAGAGAGUAACUGUUGAUGGAAACAUUGUUGAAAAGUCCAAGUCUGGCUUGUUUGUGCUCUCAGAAAUGAGUAACAAAUCUGUUUUGUCAUGUGACCCAUAUCCCAAGAGAAAAGGAAAUGUACUACUAUACAGCAGAAGGUCCAAGCACCCGUGAGUGACUAAGGUGGGUGCCGCGGCCCACACUGCAGUCCCCUGUGCGAGAGCAGCAAGUGCUGCUAGCCAGUCGUCUCUCCGGGGCUCCUUGCUCAUUUUCACAACAACCCAGUGAAAGUCCAGGUGAAGGAGAAUGUUAAGCACUAGGUUUAGACACUUAAUUCACCCUGCAUCAUGAAAAUUACUAUGUUUGAAACUUAGUUUUAUUUUUAACAGUCUCACCAUGAAUUCAUAACCUACACACCCUUUUUGGCCCCAUUUACACCUACAUUUUACUGAGUGAGUGCUAAGUUUUGCAUGACAGACACUAGGGAGCUGCUCUAUAUGCUCAAUAACAAGCACGAUAUGGGUCCUAGGCAGUCAGAGCAGCAGUGGCCACAAAUUACUGGUGUAGUAAGGUCAGGGUAAACCAAGAGAACAUCAGUCUGCUUGUAAACUCUGAGGAACAAAUACUACACAUUUAUGGGAACCUGUACACACACACACGUGCGCGCACACAGAAAUUAGCCCCGUUAAGAGACAAGUCAAACCAAGUUUUAUUUGGUUUUGACAUCUAGCACCCUCCUUCUCCUUCUCCUGUAGGGUCUCACCAUGGAGCUCUGGUUGCCUGGAGAUCACCAUGUAGACCAGACUGGCCUCAAAACCACAGAGAUCCACCUGCCUCUGCCUCAGAAUGCUGGAAUUAGAGGUGUGUACCAGUAUGCCUAGUUUUAAGUUUCUCAUUUUUAAGUUCAACACAUACAUUCGCCUCAUUAGAGGCAAUUUUGACAUAUAAAUAAAUGUCUGCUAAUCAUUUGUAAGCAAAAGUAUACAAUUAAAAUUUGAGUGUCUCAGUAUACCUAAUUUUACUUUUAAAACUGUAAAAACCAUAAUUUAAAACAGGAGGCAGAUAAUUUGUAGACAAAGCAACACAAGAACAGAAGAAUGCUGGGAACCAGAGGAUGGAGGCCAUUCUGUGACUGUUCCCAAAUAAACCUGCGGAUUUAAAGAAAUCUUCUCCCAUUUCAACUUUUCCUGUUACACCUUCUGUUUUAUCUGUUACUGACCUUGUAACUUUCCUAAGUGGAUCAUCAGAGCCUCUAAAGGACAGAUCCCAAUCAGUCCGGAGAGGGAUGGGAUAUAUUCUGUCGACCUUCAGUGGCCCAGAGUCAUACUAAAGUAAACAUGCUUUCAAAACUGCCAAAUCCAGGACUUUAAAAAAUACUUGCUUUUAUUUUUCUUUCUUUAUGAGAUGUCUGCUGGUGCCCACACAGGCCAGAAGAGGGCAUCCAUUCCCUGGAGCUGGAGUCAGAGGCGACUGUGAGGGUGAGGGUGAGGAGGAAGAGCAAGAGGUCUGUUGUAAUAGGAGCAGCGGGGCUGCGUCCCCAACACCCCGGCCGCUUGCUAGCUUAUGCCCGAAAUAACAACACACAAACUGUAUUCAUUUAAACACCGCUUGGCCCAUGAACUCUAGCCCUUACAGGCCAAUUCUCGCACCUGGACUAGCCCAUUUCUAAUGAUGUGUGUAAGCACCCCAAGGUGCGCUUACUGGGAAGAUUCUAGCCUAUGUCCAUCCUGGGUCGGAGCUUCAUCGCGUGUGCCUCAGAGAGCAGAGCUAUCGGGAGAGUGGAGCAUGGCGUCUCUGCUCCAGAGAGCAGAGCUGUCGGAUCUCUCCGGGAGCAGAGCAGAGUCUGACCUCACUUCCUUCUCCUCCCAGAAUUCUAUUCUGUUUACUCCUCCCACCUAUGCUUUAACCUAUCAGGGCCAGCCAAGCAGUUUCUUUAUUGCUCAAUGACCUUCCUCCAUCAGAGCUCUGAGCCACUGGCCCAUCUGCAGGCCCUGGAAAAACCGGUGGUUUUUAAAGUUACAUGUACGCAUGUUGGAAAAAAAAUUAUCUUUGGUACUGGAACAAAAUAACUAAAAUAUUUUCAAACAUACAC
Molecule: messenger RNA, 4483 nt
Organism: Alexandromys fortis (reed vole)
Lineage: Eukaryota; Metazoa; Chordata; Mammalia; Rodentia; Cricetidae
Gene: Spata9
Product: spermatogenesis associated 9
Exons: 6
Coding region: 504-1133 (209 amino acids)
Source: RefSeq, a predicted model, not a curated record